AUGGGUAAAAAAUGUUUAGUGGCUUUGGAUGGAUCGAAACAUUCAAAUAAUGCAUUGGUUUGGACUCUUGAGAAUUUGAUUCAGCUUAAUGACAAUAACAAUGACGAAGAUACAUUAAUGUUGUUAAGUGUUGGUGUUUUGUAUAAUGAUAAUGAAAUAUCAUCGUUUGAAUAUUCUGCUGAAAUUUAUUAA
Molecule: messenger RNA, 192 nt
Organism: Entrophospora sp. SA101
Lineage: Eukaryota; Fungi; Glomeromycota; Glomeromycetes; Entrophosporales; Entrophosporaceae
Source: the annotation of a GenBank genome assembly